Symbiodinium pilosum is the source of this 1497-nucleotide messenger RNA. NCBI's taxonomy places the organism in Eukaryota, Dinophyceae, Suessiales, Symbiodiniaceae. The record is from the annotation of a GenBank genome assembly.
AUGGGGAACUGCAGCGGCAAGGAAAGCACCAAGGCUCUGCCCCCAGGUGAGGUGGUGGUGGCAAAGGAGACGGAAGUGGCAAAGGAGACGGAAACCGCCAAAGCCGAGACGCCACAGGACACCACUGCAGAGGUUGUCAAACACGGGCCCAACCGCAUGCACAUGAGGAAGCUGUUACUUCGCCCGACGCCGGCAGUGCCGCCUGCAGAGCACGACUUCCAGCCCAGAGCUGCUUCCAGCCCACCCAGAUCUCAGGUCAGCCUGUUUGAGGAUGCGGAUUUCCCCGCCUCCAAUGCCAGUAUAGGUGCAGUGACGGGCGACGCCGCCAACCCCCUGGUCUCGGACUACCUCCAGGAGGCCAUGAAGCUGAUUGUGCCGGGUUGGGCGAGACCGCGGCAGAUGAUUGGCAAGGAAGCAGGAGACUACCGGCUCUUUGCGACGGAGGGUGAGCCUUGCCUCUUUAAGCACGUCUCGCCGCGAGACAUUGAGCAAGGCUACUUAGGCGAUUGCUGGCUCGUGGCCUCCUUUGCCGCCAUUGCCGAGUACCCGGACCGACUGCGAUCUCUCUUCAAGCAGAACACCCUCACAGAAGACGGACGCUACGACGUGCGCCUCUACGAUCCCAAGUCCGAGGAGUGGAAAGUGGUUACAAUCGACGAUCGCCUUCCCUUCUGGAAGAGACCGGGAAAGCACGGAAAUCUGGUCUUUGCCAAGCCCACGAAGGAGAAUGAGUUCUGGACUUGUCUGCUGGAGAAGGCAGUUUCCAAGUUCGUCAAAUCCUAUCAUAGGAUUGAUGGUGGCUGGGAGUCUGUGGCAUUGGAAAUGUUGACGGGCAAGCCGUCUCUUUGCGUCAGCCUCAGCCCCUUUGCAGGCGGCACACAUGCACCGUACACCAUCCUUUGCGGUAAGGACCAGGCUUCAGCAUCGCAUGCCACAGUGUACAUGCGACUUGAAAGCUAUGACGGAGCCUGGGACUACUGGACUCAGGAUGCUUCCGUCAUGUGCGAAGGCCAGACGGAAAUCAGUGACAACUGGCUUUGGUCCAAGCUGAUGUCCUGGAGUUUGGAGGGGCACAGCAUGGCCUGUGACUCGCGCCAGGCUUACAAGGGCAUUUUGGCGAACCAUGCCUACACACUGCUGAGGAUGUUGGAGGUGCCGUAUACCCGUGAGGGCAAAUCCCACACGCUCAGGAUGCUGCAUGUCCGAAACCCGCACAAGACAAAUGAGUGGUUCGGUCGCUUUCAUGAUGACGACUGGGAGACCUGGAACAAGUUCCCUGAGGCCAUGAAGGCGUGCGAACACAAAGUUGGGAUCAAGGACAACGGAGUUUUCUGGAUGGAUUGGGAUGAGUAUAAGCAGGGCUUUGCCCACCUCGUGGUCAACUUUGAUAAGGCGCGUGAUGGCCCGCGAUACACAGACUCCUCUCCAGAGGCGCAGAAGGAGCAUCAACAUGUUGAGUUUGGGCCAAUUGGCCACCAAGCUUGGGGGGGGUUGUAG